Molecule: messenger RNA, 950 nt
Organism: Acipenser ruthenus (sterlet)
Lineage: Eukaryota; Metazoa; Chordata; Actinopteri; Acipenseriformes; Acipenseridae
Product: selenoprotein K-like
Exons: 5
Biological process (GO): endoplasmic reticulum calcium ion homeostasis; calcium ion transport
Cellular component (GO): endoplasmic reticulum membrane; Golgi apparatus
Source: RefSeq, a predicted model, not a curated record
AAGAACUGACUACACACGCGCACAGUGACAUUUACAAGCAACGCAAUGGCGUCAUUUUGCGUAAGGAGGACUGACUGCUGAAUGAACCGGAUGAGGAAGACAAAAAUUAACCAGCUUUGAUGCAACGCUGUUUUGAAGAUGGUUUACGUGUCUAAUGGCCAGGUUCUGGAUAGCCGGAGCCAGUCCCCUUGGAGUUUAUCUUUUAUUACAGAUCUCUUUUGGGGAGUAGUGGAGUUUGUUGGAUUAUUCUUUCAUAGCUUGUUCCAGCCAGACUUGUCAAAGAAAGGAACUCCUGGCUCCUCAUCCUCUUCUAGAUUUGAUGAUGGCAGAGGCCCCCCUCGAUUCCCUGGAGGAAGACGAAUGGGAAGAGUAAAUCAUGGUGGAGGCGGUCCAAGUGCCCCUCCUAUGGGAGGAGGUGGAUGAGGAAGGUAAACGCCUGCAUAAAUUAAUGCAGGCAAGGAUGCCCAUGUUCACAAGGCUGGUCUGGAUCUUUAAAGUGAAGGUCUUCAUAAGAAGAGAAUUGCGCAGUUGGUAACGUGAAUGUGUGUGUGUCCACCUGAACAGCUGCUACUGCUGACAUGCAGAUUCUUGAUGUUGCGCUGGGAAUACCUGACCAAAGGUGCCACUGCAAUUGAUGAGCAGCAUUUCCUUUCUUUGUAUAAUGGGAGUUUCCUAAUGUUUUUCUUUUGUGUUGAUUUAAAGUUCGUUUUUUUUUUUUUUAAUCUGUAUGCUGAAAUGUGUCAAUAAAAUAAUAAAAAAAAUAUUGUGUAAUAAAAUAUAUAUAUACUAUUGCUAUUGAAAUGAACUCUUGAAUAUUUAUAAAGUAAUGCUGGGAAGAUGAUCUGCUUUUACACCCCAUUUUAAUACAAUAUGAAACAUGUAUACAGGUUAAAAAUAAUGUGUGCUCAUACAAAAUGUGUUUUGUUUUCCUAAUAAACAAUUGCAUAGUA